Molecule: messenger RNA, 2688 nt
Organism: Triplophysa rosa
Lineage: Eukaryota; Metazoa; Chordata; Actinopteri; Cypriniformes; Nemacheilidae
Gene: gpat2
Product: glycerol-3-phosphate acyltransferase 2, mitochondrial
Exons: 23
Coding region: 103-2526 (807 amino acids)
Cellular component (GO): mitochondrial membrane
Source: RefSeq, a predicted model, not a curated record
GCAGGAAUGACCCAAACAAACAACGUUAACUUUAUUCGCAGCAGGGCUCAUCUGUUUAUUCAGCAUUUCUUCAGAUGGUAGGAGUAACUGGUCCUAAGAAAGAUGGAUGUGGCCAGAGUAGAUGCUUCCAGUGAAGGUGCUACUAUGCUCCAGCCCAGACACCCUGCGGUUGAAAAUUCUUCUGUGUUUAUGAUGAAGAUUAUCGUAAUAAGAUUCAAAGCACAGCACCAGCUGUCCUGGGGUGUGAAAAUCAGGAGGAAGUUGAAAAGCGUGGCUCCGUUCCAGGGCAGGUUCAGGCCGAUGGUCGGACAGUGCUGUCACCAGUGCACUCCACAGAGUAUGGAUCUGAAGUUUCGGUGUAACUCUCCUCCUCUGGGCUUUCAGAACCUGACAUGUGUGAACGAGACGCACACCAGGUACCGUGGCUGGUUAGUGAGGAGGGUGUGUUGUUUGCUGUUUGUGUGGGGUCGUGAAGUUCACCUGAGCCAUGCUGGAGACAGACGGCACAAUGUCCUCGCCAGCGAGAGAGUGAAGCAGGCUCUUUUAACAACACGCGGCUCAGGAGAGACCAGGCCGACAGAACCGGUGAUGCCUGAGGUCACAGGUUAUUUUGGAAGACUCCUGGAUCUCACAGAGACCUUCAUCUCCCCAACCCUGCUCCGGCUGGUGAGCUGGGUGAUGCUGAAGUUUUUCAGUUUAAUGUUUUGUAGCGUGCAGCUGAACCUCAACCAGCUGGCUGCUUUACACCACGCCACCAGACAGAAAACUCCUCUCAUCUACGUGUGCGUCCGGCAGAGCCCAGUCGAUCAUGCUUUGAUUUGUCUGACGCUUUUCUGCCACAACUUGAGGGUCCCCUAUACCCUCUACCCGGCGCCGGUCCAACAAACCUGGCUAAGGUCCAUUCUUAAGAGGCUGGGCGUCAUUCUGCUCCCUAAAGAUACAGGCUCAGAGCGGGACGCUGAGAUGGACAGCCUCUAUUCGCCAGUCAUGACCUCUUUCAUUGGCGAGCUUUUACGAGAGGGGGCCGGGCUCAGCGUGGGCAUCUCUGCGGGCGGAGGUCAGGGCGGGCAGUGGCUCGCUCGUGUACGCCAGGCCAUCGUCGACGGUCUGGUGCCCAACGUUAGCAUCGUGCCAGUGGCCGUUUCCUACGACUGCCUGCCACGCCACUUUAUACGUCCACAGACUGGCCUGAUGUCUGCUCUGAGGUUUGUGGUCUUGCUGCUAAAGGGUGAUCAGAGAGGAAGUGUUAGGAUCCAUUUUGCACAGGCUUUCUCUCUGAAGGAGAUGUGCGAAAGUGGAAAGUGUCGUGUGGAUGGAGGGCACCCCCUACAGGAGCUGCUGUUGUCCGCUGUACUGCAUGAAAGGACGGACUCCAUCUUUGGCCAGAAGGACGUUUCCUGGAUCCUCCCACCGUCGGUCAUGCCCGAACUGACCCCUGCAGAGAGGCAGCAGACCAUUGCUCUAACUCUUCAUCUGAUGUACUCAUCAACUAAGAGUAUGGCCGUCAUGUCCACCAGCCUCGUGUCCUGUUUGUUGCUCCACAAGCAUCGCAAGGGUGUACGUUUAUCAGCGCUGUGUAGGGACAUCUGUUGGCUGUUGGAGGAGGUGUUAUUCAGAAACACUGAUGUGGGUUACGGCGGUUCUUUGGUGGGACUCGUGCAUCACGCACUCUCUAUGCUCCGCCCACAUCUGCUCAUUGCCGCAGCUCCGCCCACCAGAGAGCCCGUCAUUGUGCUGCGGCCCGACCCAGAGUCCCUGCUCACACUGAGCCAACACUGCAAUCUGCUCACUCACAUCUUCAUACACGCGGCUGUGGGAGCAUGUGCCGUUUCAGCCAUGCUGAGGGAGGUUGUAGGCUGUGGAGGGGGUGGAGACCAGGAGUUUGAUGUGGUUCUCGGCCAAGACGAGCUGGUGGAGAAAAUCCUCCAACUCACACAUUUACUUUCACCUGGAUACAUACCACCGUGUCAGACAGCUCACGGGUUUGCUCUUGAUGCGGUGGAUUGUCUGGUGCAAUGUGGGGUUCUUGUUAUGGAGGAGGUUCAGAGUGAGACACCAAUGUGUGACUUCAUGAAGAGACAGGGUGUGUUAUCAUGGAGAGCUUCAGACAACCCUAACCAGAGCAGUGAUUCAGACUGUGAGGAACCAGGUACACAAUCGUAUAAGUUGAGUCAGCCGUCUCAGUGCCCAGAAAUGCUGUUUUUUCUCUGUAGUUUGCUGAGCGUCCAGCUGAGAGCUUUGUGCUGGACUUUAGAAAGCCUUCAUUACCUCCCCUUACCUACUACAGAAACAGCUUGUGUGAGCCAACUACACAUGCACUUGAAGAACAGAGCUCAGCUGGACAAAGUGCACUACGAAAGCUCAUCUAUUGACUUGGUGAGAAUGGCUCUUCGUACCUUUAUUGAUCUCGGGGUGUUGAUCGAAGACACACGAGAAGAUGUGUAUCUAGACAUCGGUCCUCUGUUCGCUCAGCGUGAGAACAAAGAAAAGCUCUUGCAGUUUUUCUCACAGUUUCUGUAUAAAUAGAAGAGUAAAAGAGACGGCGGUCUCAACUGGGAUACAACCAGAGGCUUUUCUGAGCAUGCUCUUCUGUUUAAAUUCCAAAUCCCAGUUUAAACCUCUAUGGUUUUAAGCAGUUUCUGCCUGUGAUGUUGUUUUACGUUCAUUGGACUUUAAGGCAUAGCUUUG